Molecule: messenger RNA, 1275 nt
Organism: Musca vetustissima
Lineage: Eukaryota; Metazoa; Arthropoda; Insecta; Diptera; Muscidae
Gene: PolD2
Product: DNA polymerase delta subunit 2
Exons: 1
Coding region: 1-1275 (424 amino acids)
Biological process (GO): DNA replication; DNA strand elongation involved in DNA replication
Cellular component (GO): delta DNA polymerase complex
Molecular function (GO): DNA binding
Source: RefSeq, a predicted model, not a curated record
AUGGCCACACAUAAAUAUGAAAAUCUUUCACAAAAAUUCUUGGUCAAAUCUUUCGAUUACCAAAGACAAUUCUUUCAUUUGUACUCGCAUCGAUUGACUGAAAUGACAGCAUUGCUGACCAAACGGGCCGAAGAACAUUGGGGUAAGACGGUGCCCAUUAAGAAGCUAUGCGAUUUACGUGAAGAGAAUGAGGAGGAAUGCAUUCUAAUUGGUACAAUUUACAAACAUCAGGAACACAAACCGAGCAUCCUCAAGGAGAUAUCCGAGGAGAAUCAAUUGGCACCGCAGCCGGCCAGACAACAUUAUUCCGAUCCUGAGGAUAAGGUGAUAUUGGAAGAUGAACUGCAACGGGUGCGCCUCCAUGGCAAGGUUCGUAGCGAAGAAAUGGCCACGGGCAUUGUGUGUGCUGUAAUGGGUUUAAUUGAAGAAGAUGGACGCUUUGAUGUUCAGGAAAUUCUCUUCUAUGAAGGUGGUAUACAGAGACCCCUGCCAAAGAAGGGAGAAGAUCGAUUGCUAAUUUUAUUAUCCGGUUUGGAUCAAGUUAAUUCACACAAUUUCGUUGAUUCCCUCAAUCUAUUUCAAUAUUGGUUGAGGGGUAGUAUCCUCAAGGCAGGAGAAUCGAAAAAGAUGCGUGUUAUAAUUGCUGGCAAUUCGGUGAAAAGUUCUGAAGAGAAACGCCUGCCCUCAUUACAAGCUCGCCCUAAUGAAUCCAAAGACGUUGUCGAUGCCAUGCAGGCGUUGGAUGAAUGGUUUGCUGCCUGGUCUAGCUCCGUAAAUAUUGAUGUUAUGCCCGGUCAAUAUGACCCGGCAAAUUUUAUGAUGCCUCAACAACCAUUUCACAGCUGCAUGUUUCCCCGAGCCGCCAAACAUGAGAAUUUCCAAAGUGUUCCAAACCCCUACGUCUGCUCCGUGGAUGAUGCCUUGGUUAUGGGUACGGCUGGACAAAACGUAAAUGAUAUGUUAAGGAAUACUGGUCUGGAAAAACCAUUGGAUGCGCUGCGUUGUACACUGAAAUGGGGCCACUUGGCACCCACUGCACCCGACACAUUGGCAUGUUAUCCCUAUUUGGAUUGUGAUCCCUUCGUAAUUAAAGAAUGUCCCCAUGUCUAUUUUGUUGGCAAUUGUGAUGAGUUCUCCACACAACUCUACGAGGGUACACAGGGUCAGAAAACACGUUUGGUUUGUGUACCGAGAUUUGCCAAGACCCAAAGUAUAGCUGUGGUAAAUUUGGAAAACCUAGAGUGUCAUGAAGUUUCUUUUGAUUGUAAUGAGUGA